This is a messenger RNA of Ruditapes philippinarum (Manila clam), 6049 nucleotides long. RefSeq lists its product as uncharacterized. The record is from RefSeq and is a predicted model, not a curated record. The transcript has 10 exons. Bases 679 to 4992 code for a protein of 1437 amino acids. NCBI's taxonomy places the organism in Eukaryota, Metazoa, Mollusca, Bivalvia, Venerida, Veneridae. Gene Ontology annotation, cellular component: membrane.
AAAUUAUUGUGAAAUAUCGAACGCGUCUUUUCAAUUGAUUAGAUUCUAUUUCUUUAUUGUAUAUUUAUUUAUAUGUAUAUUUGAAUUAAAGGUGCCUUACGGAUAAGAAUUACGAUGUGAAAUCGUCCGAGCGUAAAUUCCAACGCGGAUUCAAGUUUGGACAGUUGGACGUGUCAAAACGUAUAUAUGAAAUAAUGUUUUUCACAAGUGUACAAUGGUUUCAAAGCAUUACUUAUACACUUUGUUUAUUAAAAGGCAAAGAAUACAAAAUACAAUGUCAAAUAUAAAAUAUCCAUGCAUGUUAAAACAGAUUUAAGCGGAAUCGAGAUUUAUUGUGAGAGUGUUAAGGUAGUUUAAGACGUUUAAUCAUUCAAGCGUAAAUAUUUAGAAUGAUUGUAGUAAGAUUAUAGCAAGAAUUGGAUAUUUUUUCAAUUAAUUAAGUGUAAAUAAGACGUUCGUACAUUCAAAAUCAACGGAAGAAAAAAAAAAGAAAUAAUCUAUAACAUAUAACAUUUUCUUAAAUAAGCUCUUAAAAGUAUAAUAUUAUUGGAGCUAUCGGCAAGUUAAAAUAAAUAAACUGGAGAAGUUAUUAUUGGGAACAAUAAGAACAGACAUUCAUAUUUAGGCGACAAAGAGAGGUGGUUAUAUUUCGCUACACGACAUUUUGGUGCUAAUUUAAUGGAAGAUGGGAAAGGACUUUAUGAAAAUAAUUUCACUAAGGAUAAUGAAGAAAUUAAUGGUAAUUAUGAAACCUAUGGUGAUAUUUUCUAUAUGGAUAGAGUAGCAUCGUGUGGUAAUGGUGAUAAAAAACACACCAAUAAUGAGGAUUGUACAGAAAUUAACGCGAAUAAAAACCUGCCUGUCGAUGAGAAGAAUGGAAAACGUUUGAAAAGGAGAAAGAAAAAGCGGAGGCGUGUAGAAAAGAACGAAGAAGUUAAGCUUGAUGGAACUUGUGAUAAUGAAACAGAUGUAAUAUGCGAUAAAGAAAAUAAGAAACGUAGAGAGCGUAAACAAAGAAAACGGAAAGAGUCAGAAAAUAACAAAGAUACAAAUGGCAGCGGAAAAAGAAACAAAUCAAAAAAGAAAAGUGAGGACAAGGGACACUUUCCUUCCAGAGAGCUUUGGUUGGGACGGGAGUUACAUUACGACAAAGUGAACGAAGAUUCUCCCAGUAACUUUGGUGAUAAGUGUGAAAGGCAUUUGUUAGCACAAUAUGAUUUAUUUUCAGCCAAAAACUUUUCUCCACAGCAACAAGAACAACAAUUGUCACGAAAACAUAACGCUCGCGUUCAAAAAGGUAACAAUCCUUUUCCAGAUGCUGAAAGUAGGGGUAUAUACGAGAAGAAAAAGAACACAAAAACAUUGAAAAAGAAACGUUUGGUAAACCUCAAGAAAACAUCUUCUAAAAUUUCCGUUUGGUCAUCGGAAAUACCUUUGGUUUCAUCUAGAUUAGAACUUGAUCCUACAGCACGAACAGCGAGGUCAAUACAUAGACCGGAAGCUGAUCCAUUAACCGGAAAUGACAACCAGAAAGAGUUUCCAGAACCAUUAAAACUCUGUAAACUAGUCACCAAUUUUCCUCUGCAAACAUUUUUCGCAGUAACAUUAAUACAUUCAGCUAUCAUCGGCAUUACACUAGGACUCGUUUUCACCGGAUAUGACGUAUUUCCCGCCGUUUUCGACGAUUUGCCGCUCUAUAUAUACAAUGAUGUCCGUCUGAAGGAACUGUCAUGGCGAUCGAGGACAAAUUUUGAUAGCUACAUUUACAGACCAGUGUAUGGUUAUAAUAUAAACACUGGGUACAGGGGUUCAAUUAAGGAUACGGUUGAAAUAAUAUAUGAGAAACCAAAAGUAAACAUUCUGACGCAAGCGCACUUAAGUUGGAUAAAAACAGCAGAAGAUAGACUUUUCAACGAAGUAAAAUUUCAGGAAGAUUUUUGCUUACUUGAUCAUAAUCAUAAUUGUAUAAAACCACAGUCGCUGAUAAGGUUAUUUGACGGGACAUAUUCUAAUAUUGAUACAGUUUUCUAUGACAGAAAUUUUAGCAACAUCAAUGAGGUUUUAUACAAAGCUUCUAUUUAUAAUGAAACCAAAGAUUAUUUGAAAUUAUUUCUGGGUAAAGACAGUGUGAUAAAUGGAAACUACAGUUACACCUCUAUCACCCGUUCCUUCUUGUUUAUUGGCUGGCCACUUUUCACUUGGAGUAGACGUGGCACGGAGAAAGACAUCCAAAAUUACCUUGCUGAUACAUUCAAACCUAAAGUCGAGAAUAUACGUGAUUUUUACUUAGUGGAACGUUUGGAUGUGUAUUAUCUAAGUAAAUUGCUUUACCAACAUGAUCUAGUCAUGCAAGCCUUAACUGAUAUUAAGCUUGCGAUCGGAAGUGUUCUGUUCAUUUUCUUGUUCAUGUGUUUCCAAACAGGGAGCAUAGUUGUAACUAGUCUUGGAGUGUUAAGCAUUCUUUCAAGUUUUCUCUUAACAAAUCUCGUGUACCGCUAUGUCUUUCAGUUUAUAUAUUUUGGAUUUUUUCAUGUUAUUGCGAUAUUUCUUAUUCUUGGUAUUGGUGCUGAUGAUUUGUUUGUUUUCUACGACACGUGGCGGCUCACGGGACAUACGAAAUACCCGAGUGACGCACAUAGACUCUCUGAUUGUUUCCGGAAAGCAGCGAAAACAACUUUUGUUACGUCACUGACUACUGCUAUGGCUUUCCUUGUCAGUGGAUUAUCCCCCUUGUUACCAGUGAAAACGUUUGGAAUAUUUACUGGAUGUCUAGUGGUAGUCAACUAUGCAUGGGUAAUACUUUAUUUCCCAUCAAUAAUAAUAAUUCAUCAUACCAAAACAAAAAAUCUGUGGAGGCGCUUUCAUCGCUUUUUGCUUUCAAUUUGUUUAGCAGAAAGACUGCCGCACUUUGAUGAAGCUGAUAAACAUUCACCAAAUACUGACACAAAUUCUCUAUCAGAAACAAAUAGUGCACGUGCCUUAAUACCUGGUUCUAGUGCAGAAAGUAUCGCAUUAGACAGCAGUCCGAGAAAAUAUGUAAUAUCAAACAGCAAAUUUCUUCCAAAUAUCUCAAGUCUAAGUUCCCCCGAUCAUUCCAGUACGCCACGAAUGGAAAAGAUAAAUGUAUCACGUGAGAUUCAACCGGAAGUGUCUGUCACCAUAGAUGAAGGAGAUCGAAAAGAAUUCGAUUCCGAAUCACAAGUUGGACCGGGAUCUGUUUUGAGUUGGGAAAAAAUCCAAUCAGAAACGGCAAGAGAGGAGUACUUUAGACGAAAAAGAUCGAAGCCAAAGAAAACAUUCGAAGAACGCAACAAAAUAAUUAAAUUUCUGAGGAACACAUUCUUUGAUUUUAUGACCAAAAGAGUUGUAAAAAUCGUUUUUCCCAUAUUAUUUCUUGGCGUUUCAAUAUUCUUCAUUCACAGAGCAACCAUGAUUGAACCCGACACGCACCAGCUGCGCCUAUUUCGAAGUACACACAAUUAUGCCAAAGCAACGGACAGGCACUAUUUUUCUUUCCUCAGAAACCAAGAUGACGAGUAUCAGCGCCUCUAUUUGAUAUGGGGUAUACUUCCGGCGGAUAUAAGCUCGUGUGAUCAGAAGUCUGCUGAAUUCUGUUUUGGAAAGCCCCAGUAUGACAAACAUUUAGAUUUGAACACAGAUUCAGCUCAAAUAGCAUUUAAGGAUUUGUGCAGUCGUUUAAAGAACAUAGAUACAGGACUUGCUGAUCGUCUGCAUAUUCAGAGAAGCAACAUAAAUGACGAACUCAGAAUUUCCUGCUUUACCGAAGACUUUGAAAACUAUUUCGAGAAUGAGGUAGAUUCAAACUGGCGACUUCCGGCGGAUAUGAAUUUGUCACUUCCAGUAUCACCAGACCACGUGACCAAACUAAUGGAUGCUUAUCGAUAUAUAUAUCGUUCUCCUCUACCAGACAACUUUACAAAUUAUUUUGAGCUUCUCAUAUCGUACUGGCUGACGGAUGGUUACCAGUUGAAUCCGACAAAAGACUAUUUUCGCUAUAAUCACCUGUUUGCCGAAAAGAAGGUUCAAGACGUCACACAAAAUGCAUACUAUUCCAACUCUGGCCUGUACUAUGGUACAAAGUUACAGUAUCUGGCUAUAGAAAUCAACACGACCAUGAACGUUUACAGUAUUGGCUACAAGGAAGGACUUCCUAUAUUUCAUGAGUGGGAAAAUUUCAUUCAAAAUAUAAAUGAAAGAAUGCCAGCAUCUCUACAAAAUGGCAUCCAAGUAACGGAGACUCUUUGGCACUGGCUACAUGUACAAGAGACACUUGCGACAUCAGCAAUAACAGGUAUCAUCGUCGGAUUGUUGUCUGCAUGGCCUAUUCUAGUUCUAACAACGUCUAACUUUAUAAUCGGAACUAUAGCCGCCAUUACUAUAGGUCUUGUCACAGCUUGUGUCAUAGGUGUAGUACCACUAGCCGGCUGGAAACUUGGGGUUUUGGAGUCAAUUAAUCUUUGCAUGGUUGUCGGACUAUCUGUUGACUAUAUUGUUCAUCUCGCAGAAGCUUACCGGAUGUCAAAGUCAUCCAGACGAUUAGAUAGAGUUCACGAUAUGCUUGAAUCAAUUGGACUUUCUGUAAUAUCAGGGGCCAUUACAACGAUGGGUGCUGCUGUUUUUAUGUUAUUUGCUCAAAUACAAUUUUUCUUCCAAUUUGGGAUAUUUAUAUUAAGUACAGUCGGAAUUUCUCUCUUGUUUUCCCUUUUUGGUUUUACGACAUUUUUAUCUCUGUGUGGACCGGAAAACGAAACUGGCUCGAUAACAAAAUUCGCUUCGAGUUUGGUAAAGUUUUGCAAAAAGAGCGACACCAUGGAACAAAUAUCUUCAAAUCCAUCCGCAGACCGGAAGUUCUGUUCAUGUCCGUGUGCAUCUCCAUCUGUUUUGAUGGACAGAUUUUAUGAUUGGCUCAGUUACAGCGGAGACAAUAAACAAAACCAAGAGUCAGUUCGGCGAACGAAACCACCCUUGUGACCAUAAACACAUAGACUGGUUUAGGAAUCCACACAAACGUAAUUUAGAGCGUCUCUGUGAUAUACAGCUUUAAGCUAAUCAAUCAAAAUCAGUAUAUUAACUUAUUAAUUUCAGUGAAUCAGUUUGGAGUUGUAAAUAACCAAACAUUUGGGAUAUUGUCACUGAAGACGUUAACUAGUGCAUUGACUAUACUCGUGGAUCUUUUGAUAUUUUUUUAUAAUAGUAUUUUGAUAAUUGCGGGUGUCGCAUUUACUUUUUAAGAAAUGUGAAUGAUGAAUUUGUCAUAAAAAGUAUACUAUUUUAUAUGUCUUUUUAUUAUUUAGAUAUUUACUUUUGUUGCUGUUACACAUGUUAAAUAAAAGAUAAAGAACUGUUCUAUUUUUCUAUAUUUAUAUAUCCAUGAUAGUAUGCCAUUUUUGUCAUAAUCAUCUCAUGCUAUUUAUAUUCAGACAACAACUAAAAACUGUGGUGUUUCUGUAAGCCAUCCCAAAUAUACGAAACAUCUGUGGGAACAUUUCAACAUUUUACAAUUUCAGCUUCAUGAAUUCACUAUAUCAACUUCAUGAUUAUUUCAAAUUCAUGAAUUUACCAUUUCAAUUUCAUGAAAUCACAAUUCCAACUAACUAAGACACGUUUUCACAGUUUCAACUUCACGACUUUUGAAUUUCAUAAAUUAAUGAUUUCAACUUUUCGAAAUCACGAACUGAUCGAAAAUGAUUUCGUUAAUUAAUCAAGCUGAAAUUCUGAAAAUGUAAAGUUAAUUGUCUUGUAAUUUUGCACUUCGUAAUGCUUCCGAGGGAUCACUUUUCAGAUAUUACAUAUCGUGAAGGUAAAUUCUUAAUGCUUAAAUAGUGAGAUCAUAAAGUUGAAAUAGCGAAUUCAUGAAGCUGAAAUCGUGAAUUUGUGAGGUUAAAACGCGCCUGUUUUGUAGCACUUGUUAUAUUGUCGUUUGGUUUACAGCGAUCAAUCCUGAUAAUGCGGACAAUUUAUAUACAUAGCGUAUUUUUAUCAUAAUUAUAUUGAAUAUUUUUAAACUUUAUCUUAGAAAAAAAAACAA